Messenger RNA from Pyrenophora tritici-repentis Pt-1C-BFP, 405 nucleotides. Lineage: Eukaryota; Fungi; Ascomycota; Dothideomycetes; Pleosporales; Pleosporaceae. The record is from RefSeq and is a predicted model, not a curated record.
AUGGAUGCCGAUGGCAGUGUCACUCGUUUCGCUGCGUCUCUGCCCUCGCUAGUCUACGACCGGGGCCCUAUCUAUCUUGCAAUUGUUGUCACAUUGGUCCUAUUCGCUCUUUUGAUUUAUUCGCUACGCCUCUUCACUCGCGCAAAGCUCCUGCGCUCCUUCGGAGCCGACGAUGGUUUCAUGCUCCUGGCAACUCUCUGCUCAAUUGGCAUCUUCGUGACCUUUACCGGCGCUGUAGAGCUAGGAGUUGGGAAGCAAUAUGCCGAAUCAUCUUCGUCUGAAGAUGCCAUCCUUAUUUGCACAUCAGCCGAGGUGUUGUGCUCAUUGGAUUCAUAUGUAAGCCUGUCCAAGUGCAUGCACUGCGGCCGUCAUCCAAACCAACUUGGUACUCACGUCCUGGGUUGA